AUGCCUCACCAAGUCCCCCCCUCUACUGGCCGCAACGAGCAAUCGACUGGAACUCGACCUACUGGCUCCGCCGGCUACGCAUCAAUAGAAGCCCUGGCCACAACAGAAGACAACGCCAGCGGGCGAGUUUUUGGUACAGGCACCGGCGGCACGGUCACAGCUCCGGGGUAUUCGUCCGGCCUGAAUUCGGACGUCCUGCAGAGCGCGGAGAGCGAUCGUGCCAUGAGCAAGGAGGAGGCCGAGAGGAUGUACGAGGAGCGUAUGGAAGAUGAAUAUGCGAAGAGGGAGGGUGGUGCUUAA
Messenger RNA from Aspergillus thermomutatus, 300 nucleotides. RefSeq lists its product as uncharacterized. The record is from RefSeq and is a predicted model, not a curated record. The transcript has a single exon. Lineage: Eukaryota; Fungi; Ascomycota; Eurotiomycetes; Eurotiales; Aspergillaceae. Bases 1 to 300 code for a protein of 99 amino acids.